AAGGGAAAAGAAAAACACAAAAAACCUUCUGAACCCGCCCCCCUCCGCACCGGCCACCGCCAAUCGCCGCCCUAAUCCGCCCGCGCCCCCAAAUCCCGCGCCGGCGCCCCCCAAGUCGCGCACUCGCGCUGCCUCCAACCCGCCAUCCAUGACGCUGGCUCCCGUAUGUGCUUCCUGCCGGAGCUGGAGGAGGCCGUGAGUCCCAGUGGCGGGCCUAAGGGUUGGUACUCCAGGCAGGCAACCCGCUAGUUCCACCACGAGCCCGACCCUGCGCCUUCGCGUGAGGCCGGGCGCGUCGCCGACCGCCCCCUUCGACUCCCGCGGCCUGCUCUGGCCUCUGGGCAGGGGCGCGCCUCCCGCCCUGACCCUGGCGCUGCCCGCAGCACGCAGCCCCGCACCGGCCUGCACCCGCGGCCUCCCGCCCGUCCGCCCCGACGCGAGCGGCAGGGGGCAAUCUCGGGCAUCAGCCCCAGCAGGCAGCAUCCAUUGCCCAAUUGUCUGCUCUAGUUUCAAAUCCUGGGUACGCUACUGCCUGUGACCCCAGAGCCGGAGGAGCCCGUGACGCCGACCCCUGGAGGAGCCUGCCUGACGCCCCGCCUGCGCUGCCUGCUUUCAGUCCAACCGAGAAUUAAUAUAGCUAGUUGGUGAGGUUCUGGACCUAGUAAUGGCGGAAAGCACUCGUGGUAGUGGUCGCCAUGUGUUUGGGGACUUGACAAAUGUCCUUCGCAAGAGACCUGCCCCAUCAGACCUGGAGAAGAGUAUGGGUGGAAUAAAGAUUAGACGGUUUGAAAAGGACGCUGGGACUUGGAGAGAGUUUGAUGAAUAUGCGAAAAACAGCAGCAGAGGGAAAGGAAUUGUAUAUGGACAUUUGUUUGAUGGUGUUGCCAAAGAGAACCUCGAAAGGCCUUCUAUUUUUCGGGACUCUAAGGUCCAGCACAUGGCUGCUGAAGCAGCUGGGCUGUUAUCCAAGGAGGACAGUGACUUGCAGAACUGUCGUGCAUCAAUAGAUCCAUUUGAUCUCAGUGAUAAGGAGCAGGAUUCUUCGCUGGAAUCUGAAGGUGACUAUGAUGAAGAUGAUGAUGAGAUGGAUGGUGAGUUGCCAGGCCAUUUUAUCGGCUCUGAGCUAGCUAGUAAAACAGCUGCUAAUGACAGCGAGUGUCUGACUCAAGAAGAGAUAGUUGGAUCAUCAGGAAAUCAGAAGCCUCUGUGUUCAUUGGAAUUUACGGCAGGCGGUGACAUGCCAAGUUUUAGUGUUCAGCACGUUUCAAUGAGAACUAAUGGCUCAGAAGCAGCUGUCCCCACAAAGUCUUGUGCUUGUUCGUUCUGUCUUAAGGCUGCCUCUAUGUGGACAGAUCUCCAUUAUCAGGAUGCAAGAAGCCGACUUUCUGUAUUGAAGAAAAGCAUAAAGUUUGCUAGGUUGUUGGAGGCAAAAAGCAAAGGCAAUGAAUAUGCUGCCAGUGUAGCCGGCUACAAGUCAAAACGAGCUGUUGAGAUGGAGUUUGAACUAUCUCAACAAUGGAGAUCACUCUUUCUUUAUACAGAGAAUGCCCUUGUUCGCGAGUCAACACAGCUUCAUUCAGCUUUUGUGAAGUUAAAGGAAUUGAGAGAGAACUGCAAGACAGAUCUUGAGAUGGUAAGCAGUUCACUGGGAAAAUGAGCACUUGAUGGUGGCGUUGCGGUUGCUGAACUUGUUCGGUUUGAUCAAGGUGUGCAUUGACAUAGGCUGUCAGCUUAGGAAUUGUGGUGGUUACCAUCGCUUUGUGACUUUGGCUGUAGUGAUUACUCCUAUCAUAAAGCAUUGUUCCAGAAUGUUUGUAGCUGAUGUAAAAAUCUCCAUGGUGAGGUAGGAGCUGUAUGUUUUGUCUCGUAGGGACGUAGGCAUCUACUUGAUUCUGAUGGUUGAGUGACGUUUUAUACGUUUGAGAGUUUGUGCACUUGAAAAGGCAAGGGGCUUGUACUGCGCAUUGCUCUGUACUGUAUAUGUGAGAACGUUACGUUUAUUUAGGUUUAUUAGGAAAUUCAACAUCGUCAA
Panicum virgatum (switchgrass) is the source of this 2032-nucleotide messenger RNA. RefSeq lists its product as uncharacterized. The transcript has 6 exons. NCBI's taxonomy places the organism in Eukaryota, Viridiplantae, Streptophyta, Magnoliopsida, Poales, Poaceae. Bases 665 to 1657 code for a protein of 330 amino acids. The record is from RefSeq and is a predicted model, not a curated record.